Messenger RNA from Sporisorium graminicola, 795 nucleotides. RefSeq lists its product as uncharacterized. The record is from RefSeq and is a predicted model, not a curated record. NCBI's taxonomy places the organism in Eukaryota, Fungi, Basidiomycota, Ustilaginomycetes, Ustilaginales, Ustilaginaceae. Gene Ontology annotation, cellular component: EMC complex. The transcript has 2 exons. Bases 1 to 795 code for a protein of 264 amino acids.
AUGAUGGGCUGUCGUCGAACUGUGGCGCUGCUCGUGGUGGCGCUGACCACCUUGAUGAGCACGGCGUGGGCGGGGCAAGACUUGCGUGGCCAGAUCCAGCCGAAUGCGGAGCUGGGCCACUUGCUCAACCUCGGGCCCAACACACGCGUUGUUCUGCAUGCCGUUCCACCGGAGGCUUCAGCUAGCACAGCGGACGGUGCGCAGGGUGAAGCUGAAGAUCUGGCGGCGUUUGGGCAGCAGCGUGAUCGGGCUACACUCGUGGCGGUGGAUGGCAGCUUUAUCUUUCGCGAUCUCGAGCCGGGCGCGUAUACGCUCGAAGUCGUUUCGCGCACGCAUGCAUUCGAACGAUACCGCAUCGACGUGCUCGACUCACAGCUGGGCAAGGCACCUCAGAUCCGCAUCUUUACACCCGGCACGUCGCUCGUCUCGAUCCGCUCGUCGAACCUGGUGUUCCACCCGCUCAUCCUGCACGCUGUGAAGCGCAUCGACUACUACACCGAGGCGGCGCCGCUGACGCUGGGCUCGCUGAUCGGCAUGGGUGGGCCGAUGAUGAUCCUCGGGCUCGUUGGCAUGGGCAUGGUGUUCCUCAUGCCCAAGCUCACCGCCUCGCUCGAUCCCGAGGCGCAAAAGGAACUGGCAGACUCGCAGAAGCGCAUGCAGAAGCGUCUGGCCGCCGUGCAGUCGGGCGAUGUGUCCAGUCUGCUCUACAGCGACGACAAGGUGCAGCAGGGCCAGGAGCGCGAGAGGGCUGCAAACCAGGCGCGUGCACAGCGCAACGUCGGCCCGUCCAAGUAA